Molecule: messenger RNA, 5210 nt
Organism: Protopterus annectens (West African lungfish)
Lineage: Eukaryota; Metazoa; Chordata; Ceratodontiformes; Protopteridae
Gene: SAMD11
Product: sterile alpha motif domain containing 11
Exons: 13
Coding region: 1058-3973 (971 amino acids)
Biological process (GO): positive regulation of transcription by RNA polymerase II
Molecular function (GO): RNA polymerase II cis-regulatory region sequence-specific DNA binding; DNA-binding transcription activator activity, RNA polymerase II-specific; protein binding
Source: RefSeq, a predicted model, not a curated record
AGUGGGUUUUCUUAUGUAUACUGUUAUUUACUCUUACUGGCCAAUUCCCCAGAAAUUUGUUAUAUUCCAUGACUACUGUUUCAACACCCGUGACAAUGCCAGGAAUCAGCAAGAGAUCGGAAGGUGGUGCAGGUCGAAAAGAGGAGCCAUCUGCGGCACUGCACUCCGCUGUGCAAAACAAACCUGCCAACUUAAGGACACUGAAAUAAAAAAAAACGUGGUUGUGACGCACAUACUCAGAGCACCUUCGUUUGCGUCGAGGACAAGGUAGCGGCAGCACCUCUCAUUCAGGUGAGGUUGACAUGAGCUGAAGUUUCAGCAGACAGUGCUGCUACCCGAGCUUCGCGCGGCACAGGUAUUCCACGAGCUUGGCACGUCGAAUUCAAUCUAGCAUGCGAUGGAUGCUGCAGACACAUCUUUAAAAAGUGAAACUUGCUUAAAAACACACACAUUUUACUGUUUAUCACAUUGUAUUUCGUCUCUUACUAAAGCCGAGAGCCCUGAGCUGGAGCCAGACGUGACGACCGUCGGGCUCCUCCCGACGCCCUCGACGGCCCUUUCCACCGCCUGUCCGCUUUAAAUGGGACAAGUUGCAGAAGGAGCCGAGUAAAUCUGUUCGUGUCCAGCGACUGUCAGCUACAGUGUGUGACUUUCAGAAAACAGUAAUACAUAAAUAUAAAUGGUGCUUUGGGCUUUUAAAAAAACAGAAACCCCAUGAAAAGCCCCGCAAACAGGAAAUCGUGUUUAUUCCUGUGAACUAUUAAUUAGAGUUUAACCACUGAGACCUGGCUCAAUAGGCAGGGCAGCAAAUUGAAAAAAAGUGCGCGGAGAGCCGGGCACAUUGCGGUGCUGACAUUUACAUCCCUCUAAGCUAAGUUGUCUUACGAGAGGUACCCUCACCAGUCAAAGUCAAACUAAGACAGUAGCAAGUUCCGUGUAAGUGGGAAAUCAAGAGAGGUAUCAGUUUGAAAAAAUCUUCAGCUUAGAGGUGGGUCGAUAGAGGAUCAAUAAGCAUUUUAAUCAACAUAAUGUCUACGGCAUCAGAACCCUUUCCAAGAUGUCAGGUACUUGUCCGGAAAAACAGAUUAGUGGCAGCGAGCAGGAAAGCAGUGCUGCUGGGCUCUACGGAGCGACCGAUUGGGCAUUAAACCUGCAGGCGGAGAAGCUGCUUCUGCAUGAGAGCGGGGGACUCCCAAAAAGCAGCCUACCGCUCGCCAGCCGGGAUCUACUACAGCUGGAGGAGCGCAAGAAGUGGCGCAUCUGGCGGAAAGAAAUUGGCAAACUCCACAGACUGGAACAAGUUGGCCCCGAAGCACUGCACCUUGACCACUGGAGAACAUUUUGGGAAACCAUGCCAGCUAUUAAACGUGAAAGACUUGACGUGGACGAACUAGCUUUAGCUGCUUUUAACCAGCCUGUGGAAACAUUGCCUGACUAUCUUUCCCCUUUAACUGCUGCUAUCCCGGUGGUGGCCCCUCGCCCUCCAACGUACGACCAUCUCUUUGCCCUCCACCAUCGUGCCUAUUUGGGACUGCCUGGGACUCACCCUAUGCCCGAGGAUUUGAUGCUGGAAAGAUUUUCAUCCAUUCCAGACUUUCAACCCUUUUUUGACAGCGGGGAGCCAUGCAUUGAAGUUGAAUGCGGGGAGAACAAGGCGCUGCUUUAUAUUAAUAAAUUGUGCCAGGGAAGCAAAGGACCCUCCAUUAGGUAUAGGGGCGAGUGGCUCACCCCAAAUGAGUUCCAGUUUGUAAGCGGUAGGGAGACAGCCAAAGACUGGAAGCGUAGCAUCAGACACAAAGGGAAAAGUCUGAAGACCCUCAUGUCCAAAGGAAUCUUACAGGUCCAUCCGCCGAUCUGUGAUUGCCCUGGGUGUCGAAUUUCGUCUCCAGUGAACCGGGGACGCUUAGCAGACAAGAGAACCAUCCCUUUACCUCCCACAAGAGUUCCCAAGAAGGAGCUGUCUUCCGUAUUUACUAAUAGCGAGGAUAGUGAAGAAAGUGAGCAUGCGAGUAGCGACCAUUCUGGAAUAAAACUGGAGGAAGACCUUCAUUUCAGUACAAUGAAAAGAAACCGUGAUAGUGACCUUUCUACUAUCAUCUCUAACUUGCAUCAGAGUCGGCAGGUCGUUAUGCCAGAUUGUCAAAGUCGAACUGAGAUCAAGAGAAAUAACCUAGAUCUAAACAUAGGACCACCAGAUGACAUUUUAGGCAAGAGAAGGGUAUGCUCUCCCAAUAGUAACAGUGAAUAUCCUUCAGAAAACAAGAAGCCAAGGAGUGACUCCCCUAAAGAAAAUUCACACACUCCUGUUCUGGAGGAUCUGGUAACUCAGAUGACCCCUGAAGAACAUUACAGGCGGAUGAUGUCAGCACUUAAUGAACAUAGCUCCUUUGAGGAACAACAGCGUCUCUACCAGCUGGCAAGUAGCAUGGGUGUUCACAACCAUGGGGACCUUCUUCGAGUUCGACAGGAGGCAGCUGCAGUUGUGAGGAACUCCAGUGUAAUGGAAGCUCACAUUCCCUCAUCAAGUAACUCAUCAAGCCAGAGAAGAAAACAGGGCUUGCCACAGCAUCGUGACGCACACUUUACUGAGAGAGAGAUGUCCCAUCCUACCUCGUUGCUGUCGCCUCAGAACGCACCUCACAUUGCACUUGGCCCCCACUUGAGGCCUCCUUUUUUGGGCAUGCCUUCAGCUCUUUGCCAGACACCAGCAGGCUAUGGAUUUUUGCAGCCCGCCCAAGCUGAAAUCUUUGCACGACAACAGGAGAUGCUAAGGAAGCAGAAUCUUGCAAGGCUUGAAAUGUCAGCAGAGAUUAUUCGUCACAAGGAGCUGGAGAAUCUGCAAAGGCAGAGGUUUCUAGCUGCAGACCCCAUGUCCUUACACCCAAGCCUACCUCCUGAUCACCCUGCUUUACGAAAUAUGCAUGAAAUUCCUGAAGGACAUCCACUAAGAGAGGAAAUAACACGAAGGAAUGCUAUGCUUGUUUUACGGCACAACAGUGCACCCCUACUGUCGUUGAAUCACCAUGGUGUACCUGGCUCUGCCCCCCCAAAAGAACCUAUCAGAAAAGGAUCUAGGAAAUCUGCUCACCAGCGGGCAGAGUUGCAUUGUCCUGUUGAGGCCAAGGACCCUGCUGAAAUUCGUAUGCAGGAGAGUGCCACAGACUGCAAUGAGGAGGAAAUGAAAGACUCGGAAAGUGACACAGACGUAAACGAUGAAAAAACUGAAAGCCUAAAAACAGAAGGCUGUAGCACUCUCAAUGACUUUAAGGAGUGCAAAGAUACCAUGAAGCCCUGUGAGAGCUUGAAAGAUUUAAAUGACAUUACUGCCUGUCAGAAUGCACCUUGUGGCUCUGUAGGAGCUGACUCACCCAGUCACCUGGUUGGUCCUGGAGUGAGUAAAAAUGAACCUAAAUAUCUUCCACCUACUACAGCUGUACCAUCUCAACCUCUGCCGUUUGGAUUUCCUUACACCGGAAGCUCUUAUUUUCACACAGGCACAAUGGGAGGUCUCUUUUUGGAUGGAGAGGACAGCUCAACCGUAGAGGAUAUCAGCAAAUGGACAGUUGAGGAUGUGUGCAGCUUUGUAAGCAGUUUAACUGGCUGUGCAGAAUACACUCAGGUAUUUAGAGAGCAAGCGAUUGAUGGAGAAGCUUUACCACUCUUGACAGAAGAGCACUUAUUGAACAACAUGGGGCUGAAACUAGGGCCUGCACUGAAGAUAAGGGCUCAUGUUGCUAAGAGGAUUGGCAGAGUGUUAUACAUGGCUAGCUUCCCUCUGGCAUUUCCGUUACAGCCUCCAGCUUUACGGCCUCCAGAGAGAGAGAUGCCUCCUACAGAGAACAGACCGUCAUCUGAUGGCAGUGUGGCCUCUCCAUACAGCAGCUUACAAGUAAGUCGCGUCUCACCAAAGCAGGAAAAUGGAAACUCAAUGUCUUUGACUGGAAUAAGUGAGACCACAAAACUUCCAUCUUAAUCCAGACUGCCUUUCAACUUCGCCCAGUGCCGAGAACCAAAAUAUUUUAGGGGACUCAAUGUUUUGAUUGAAUUUCAUACAAGUUUAACAUUUUAUUAAGAAUCUGAAAGAAGUCAAUUUAUAUUUGAGUCUUCUGAGAUGAGAGAAGUCAAGUCUGUGAACUGGGUUGAAUUCCAAAGGAUGGAAGCGGAUUGGAAAAGUGACAAAUACUCUCACAGUGCUUGCCAAAAAUACAGCUUCCGUCCGGCAGACAGAAACUGAGGAAAAUCUGCUCCAAGGAACCAGCUUUUGAGAGAACAUGUACAUUUGUACCAAAUGCAGAGGCUACGCCCAGAGGUCUAGACUAAAAUUACAAGCACUCCCUACAAUGAAACUCAGUUACAACAGUGUCUAUGCAUUUCCAGGAACUAUACCAAAGAAGGAAGGCUGUAAACCCACUCAAAAUGGUACAAUAUUUCAGAGUUCUUACUGACUUCAGGGAAAAAAAUAAAUGCAUAAAUAAGAAAAAAAAAAAGUUCCUCACUGUUUAGACAAGCCAGACUAUCAUGCAGGCAAGCAGAUCACUUGCUGUAACAAGGUUAACAAUGGUGACCUUUAACCUUGGGUGUUAAUACAUGUCUCCAUCACUGGCUGUUCAGCUGCAGCAAAUGCAGAAAAGUGCCUCAUCACAUAGAGUGAUGGUGCCACACAGAUCUGGUCUACAGAGGACCACACUUGCAGAUAACUAUGUGUUUUGUGUUUCAAAUGUUUUAUGAAGUUUACUGCUGUGAAAACAGUGAAACAUGACCCUUUAGAACUUGUACAGCAAUCAGAUUUAAAAAGUGGUACUUUUUGUUAUACGUAAUUUUGCACGAGUUAUUUUUUUCUACAAAAAAUUGAAAAACAGCAGCUUGAUGGUACCUUCUUUUUUGUUGUAAAAAAAACACUUCUGAGGGUUAUAAAAUGUUAACCCUUUGUCUGCUGCUGCUAUAGAGCAAAUGAACAUUACUUUAUUUAUAAAUCUGUUGGCAGUUUGACCUCACAUGGUUUGCAUACAUCCCCGUAAAGGAUGCCAAAGAACAACUGCACAUAGCACUGCCUACCCUUUAAAAUGGCACAGUGAUCAUUAUGCAAACAGUUACUAAAUUUUAUGUCUGUAAAUGACUAGGAUAGCUACUGUAAAAUAUUUCUGUUUGUUGAUUUGCUUUGACAUUCACUUUUAGUGAAAUAAAAGUUUAAAUAAAAGUGGUUUGGUUUA